CACGUGUUCAAACUUCAAAAGCCCAUUGUCAAUUCCAUUAUUUCACAACCAAACAAUCAUUAAUCACACAAUUUUCUACUAUUUUUCUCUUCUCCCCAUUUUCUUUCCUAAACCAAAUAAAGUAUAAAUUCUUCGGAAUUCAGUUACAUAGAGUGUACCAGCAGAGUUGCAAUGUUGUUGAGUUAACUCUGCUAAAACCCUAAAAUCAAUCAAUCAACCAUUCCCAUGUUCGCAUAUCAUCGCAGAGCCUUGCUCUGCCCUAAUCUCAACCCCAUCCUCAGAUUCAAAACCCUAACACUCUCUUCGUUUAUUCUAAUACAACCCUUUUCCACAUCCCAAAACCCCUCUUUCACAAUCAACUACCUCAUUCAAAAUCUCCAAUUUUCCCCACAAACCGCUUCCAAACUCUCCACCCAAAUCAAUUUCACCGACUCAACCAAACCCGAUUCAGUUCUCGCUUUAUUCAAAACCUAUGGCUUCACAAAUCCCCAAUUAUCUUCCCUCGUCAAAACAUACCCAAAAAUCCUCUCUUUCGAUCCCAACAAAACCAUUCUCCCUAAACUCAAUUUCCUUCUCUCAAAGGGUGCUUCAAAUUCUGACCUUGUUCACAUCGUCGCUAAAAACCCUCUCUUUUUAAGCCAAAGCUUGAAAAAUACCAUGACCCCAUGUUACAAUUUCGUCAACAAAUUCUUAUUUUCUGAUGAAUUAACCAUGCUCUCUAUUAAAUCAUGUGCUGCAAUUAUCUAUUCUAAAUACCCAGCUAAGAAUAUUAAACUUUUGCGUCAAAUUGGUGUCCCUAAAUCGAGAAUUGCUCUUACACUUCGUCAUUGGCCUUGCACUGUUAUUGGGAGUCCAACUAUAUUUGAAAAGGCUGUGAAAGAGGUGCGGGAAUUAGGAUUCAAACCUAAAACGACGUUCUUCAUCGUGGCGUUGCGUGCUAAGGUUCUUCCAAAAUCCCUUUGGGAAGAGAAGGUUGAUUUGUUUAAGAAAUGGGGUUGGUCUGAGGAUGUUCUUGUUUCAGCUUUUUUGAAGUAUCCAUGGUGUAUGCUUGCAUCUGUUGAUAAAAUUGAGACAGUGAUGAAGUAUUUUGUUAACCACAUGGGUUGGGAUUCUCUUGUUGUUGCUAAAAAUCCAAUUCUUAUUAUGUUAAGUUUGGAGAAAAGGAUUAUUCCUAGGGCUUCUGUUUUGCAGUUUCUUGAAUCUAGAGGUUUGAUUAAGGAGGGUAAUACAUGGAUUUCGCCUUUCAAAGCUACUGAGAAGGUGUUUUUGGAGAGAUUUGUUCAUUGUUUUGAGGAGGAAAGUUCUCAGCUGUUGAAGUUGUAUAAAGAGAAUAGAAGUAUUCCAACAUAGCACUGAUGUGCAAGUUGCAUCUGUGUCCUGUAUUGGGUUUGAAAUGAAAUAGUCAAUUUUAUCUAAUGAUUAGUAUCAGUAAUUUAGUAUUUGAUUACAGAAUUCUAUUGCUUUUGCAAUGUUUGGAUCUGCGGCCAAACUAUAAUUUCCGCAUCCUUAGCUCGUGGUUUCUCAGAAGCCACAAUUAUUUACACAAUAAUUACUUGUUGCAUUUGUUAACUGGAACCAUAUUGGUUGUUGUGAUAAAUAAAACAUACUUAUUCAAUGAUUAAGGAUGCUAAAUUGUUGAUGCUUUUAAAGUUUCUGAGGAUGUGUUUUUGAAGAGAUUUGUGAAUUGUUUUGAGGAUGAAGCUUCUCAGUUGUUGAAGUUGUAUGGAGAGAAAAGAGAUGUCUCAAAUAGGGUUUUGAAAAAAGGUUCGUGACGGCCUUACAAUGACACAGCAAAGGUCAUCAUCAGCCACAUUUGAACGUGACUGCAAUUGAAAUAGUAAAAUUUAAUUGGUGAUUAGUACUAGACUACUAUUAGUAUAUUAGCUUAUCAAAUUCUGUUACUUGUUCCUAUAGGAUCCUUUCAUUGAUCAAAGGGAAAACCACUACCCAUUUAGACUAAAAACACUUGUUGUAUUUGAGAAUUGAAAUCAUUAGUUUUUGUGAUUCUUAGGUAGGGUUUUGAAAAAAGGUUUGCAGCUGCGAGAACAAUAAAGGUGAUCACUCAAAUUGGAACGCAAUUGGGACUUAAAACCUUGUCUUGAAGAUAGCACAGUGCAGGCCAAAUCCAUCUUAAUGAUGGCAAAUAAAAAGCUACAAGAAAGUGUGAAUACACCAACAACAAGAGGGUCAGAACCAUCAACACCAACAAUAGUGCAAUCUCCUAAUCAAUUGUAUAGACCAGCAGGCCCAGGCCUUUCAAUAAAAAGAUCUUUGCAGCGGUUUCUACAAAAGAGAAAAAAUCGGGUCCUAGAAGCAUCUCCAUACAAUCACUAGCAAAUCAAAUUUGUCCUUUUCUACUAGAUUGCCAAUAAAGGCUUAAAUUACAUUGAUUUAUCGUAUGAAUUCAAACAAAUAUAAAUCAUAACUUAUACAAAAUAAUAGUAACAUUUUAUAUGCAACUUAGCUAUUCCAACAAA
Messenger RNA from Cicer arietinum (chickpea), 2477 nucleotides. The record is from RefSeq and is a predicted model, not a curated record. NCBI's taxonomy places the organism in Eukaryota, Viridiplantae, Streptophyta, Magnoliopsida, Fabales, Fabaceae.